This is a messenger RNA of Prorocentrum cordatum, 930 nucleotides long. The record is from the annotation of a GenBank genome assembly. Lineage: Eukaryota; Dinophyceae; Prorocentrales; Prorocentraceae.
GAACUGCAAGCCUUGGUGCAGCCGGUGGUGCCGUCCGGGGCUGCGCAGCCUGCGCGGGCGCCGCUGCUGGAGGAGACCAUUAGUGCGUCAGGAGUUGCCUGCAGGCGGGCUGAGAAGGCCUUGGGGCAGGUUGUCGCGAGGGAGGACGAGGCGAAGCUCUGGCUGGCGGAGUGCAGUCAGACCACGAGAGAGGCGGCGGUCCUGGCGGUGCAGGCCAAGUCCGAGUGGCAAGUGGAGCUCAAGGCGGAGUUGCAGAAGACCCGUGGAUCGUCGCCUGGCACGCCGUCGCCGAAGUCGGCCUCGGACAUCCCGACCGGGUCCCAAAUCAAUGUGUCGCAGGUGCUGGGUGAUGAGAGCGGCUUCGAAGCGGUGGAGAUCGAGGGCGGCGACCUGCUGGACCUCAGUGACCUCGAGGUGGGAGAUGAGGACAAGCGGAAGUGCUUCGCUCUCAAGGGCAUCAUCGCGGUCGAGAUCCAGGAGGCGAUGCUGCCAGGAAUCGGCCCCACCGCCUACAACAUCCAGCGGCUCAGGCCCGUGGCCCGCGACAUGCGCAAACGCCUCGCGGCCAAGCGAGCCCGCAAGGACGACCGCGAGGAGAGCCCGAAGGACGCCUCGGCCAGUGGAUCGCCACCACCCAAGGUGGCGGAGGCUCCUCCAGCGGCUCCUGCCGACGCUCCUGGUGCUGAGCUUGCAGUGCCUGAGACAGCAGGAGCCCCUGUCUCUGGGUCCGCUCCCAGCGGCCAGCUGCUGGAGGCAGCAGUCGAGGCGGCCAGAGCCAAGCUGGCCGAAGGUGAGCAUCAGCGCCUUAUGCCAGACGAGGCAGGUCGCCAGCUGGUGGGAAAUCAGCCGUUUGGGAUCCUGCCGCAAGAAGACCCCGACAAGAACAACAGGGAGUUUGUCCAAUCGGCGACCAAUUGGAGUACGCGCCGG